CUCCGUACCCUCCCCCACUCCCCACCGCUGCCGGCCGGCCGGAUCACCGUGCGUGGAUAGCGCCGCCGCCUCCUUCCCCGCGCGCUGAUCCUACCAUGCUGAGGCGCUCCGCCCUGUACCGACCCCCCUGGGCCGCCGCACCGCUCCUCCACGGCCUCCCCUUCGUCGCCGUCUUCUCCUUCCUCUUCAUCCCCACAUAAGCUCGCCGUCUCGCCAACCCGCUCUUCCCUCGCACCCGCUCCACGGGACCGAUCCAUCCAUCCAUCCAUCCCACGAUGAGCGAGGAGGAGGCGCAGCGGUACGGCGGGAGCGCCGGCGGCGGCGGCGGCGGGAUCGGGUCGCUCUCCGUGGAUCUGCUGGGCCAGGUGCUGGACCGCGUGCCGGAGCCGCGGGACCGCAAGGCGUGCCGCCUCGUGAGCCGCGCCUUCGCGCGCGCCGAGGCCGCGCACCGCCGCGCGCUGCGGGUGCUGCGCCGCGAGCCGCUCCCGCGCCUGCUGCGCGCCUUCCCGGCGCUCGACCGCCUCGACCUCUCCGCCUGCGCGUCCCUCGACGACGCGUCCCUCGCGGCGGCCCUCGCCGGCGCCGACCUCGGCACCGUCCGCCAGGUCUGCCUGGCGCGGGCCAGCGGGGUCGGCUGGCGCGGGCUCGACGCCCUCGUCGCCGCCUGCCCCAGGCUCGAGGCCGUCGACCUCUCGCACUGCGUCGGCGCCGGCGACAGGGAGGCCGCCGCGCUGGCCGCCGCCGCCGGGCUCAAGGAGCUCAACCUGGAGAAGUGCCUCGGCGUCACCGACAUGGGCCUCGCCAAGGUCGCCGUCGGAUGCCCCAGGCUCCAGAAGCUCAGCUUCAAGUGGUGCCGUGAGAUCUCCGACAUCGGCGUCGAUCUGCUUGCCAAGAAGUGCCGCGAACUCCGCAGCCUUGACAUCUCCUACCUAAAGGUGAGCAAUGAAUCCCUUAGAUCAAUAUCGACUCUUGAGAAGCUAGAGGAUUUGGCCAUGGUCUGUUGCCCAUGUAUAGAUGAUGAAGGCCUUAAAUUGCUAAGCACAGGGAGUAAUUCACUGCAGAGUGUUGAUGUGUCAAGAUGUAAUCAUGUGACUUCCGAGGGCUUAGCUUCACUCAUAGAUGGUCACAACUCUCUCCAGAAGAUAAGUGCUGCAGACAGUUUGCAUGAGAUUGGACAGUGUUUUCUAUCCAAGUUAGCAACACUGAAGGCAACAUUGACUGUGUUGAGACUUGAUGGCUUUGAAGUCUCAUCCUCUCUUCUUUCAGCGAUUGGUGAAAAUUGUAUCAACUUGGUUGAGAUUGGACUUAGCAAAUGCAACGGUGUUACAGAUGAGGGCAUCUCUUCGCUUGUAGUUCGCUGUAGCUACCUAAGGACAAUUGAUCUCACAUGCUGUAAUCUCCUCACAAACAAUGCCCUUGAAUCAAUAGCUGACAACUGUAAGAUGCUUGAAUGCCUCUGGCUAGAGUCCUCCACUUCAGUAAGUGAGAAAGGACUAGAGAGAAUUGCAACAUCUUGCCCCAAUCUUAAGGAGAUAGAUCUCACUGACUGUGGAGUGAAUGAUGCAGCGUUGCAGCAUUUGGCUAAGUGCUCUGAACUACUAAUAUUGAAGUUGGGCCUGUGCUCAAGUAUUUCUGACAAAGGUCUCCGUUUUAUUGGUUCAAACUGUGGAAAGAUUGUAGAACUGGACCUCUAUCGCUGCAGUUCUAUCACUGAUGAUGGGCUGGCAGCUUUAGCCGAUGGAUGCAAGAAGAUUAAGCUGCUGAACUUGUGCUACUGCAACAAGAUAACUGAUAGUGGUUUGAGCCACCUGGGCUCUCUGGAGGAGCUCACAAAUCUAGAGCUGAGGUGUCUGGUCCGCAUUACAGGUAUCGGAAUUUCCUCGGUUGCCAUUGGUUGCAAGAGCCUGAUAGAACUUGACUUGAAGCGCUGCUAUUCCGUCGAUGACUCUGGCCUAUGGGCUCUUGCCCGAUAUGCUUUAAAUCUUAGACAGCUUACUAUAUCAUAUUGCCCGGUUACUGGUUUGGGCUUAUGCCACCUGCUCAGCUCCCUGAGGUGCCUCCAGGACAUGAAGAUGGUGCACCUCUCAUGGGUCUCCAUAGAAGGGUUUGAGAUGGCGCUGAGAGCCGCAUGUGGGAGGUUGAAGAAGCUGAAGAUGCUCAGCGGGUUGAAGUCUAUACUGUCCCCUGAACUGCUCCAACUGUUGCAGGCCUGUGGCUGCCGCAUCCGCUGGGUCAACAAGCCUCUCGUCUACAAGGAUGCCAUAUGAUAUGAACCCUGAGUCUGCGGAGUGUUAAUAUCCAUCCGUUCUCAAGUUUGUUCUGGUUAUAUAGCCAUGUCAGAUAAUCCACAAUAACGUCAUGGUUUGUGAAUGCUCAGCUCUCAGAUGUGACCAAGAUGGUACUUGUGUUCAGUACUAUCUUGGCAUUCAUCGAUGGUAGAGUGAUCUACUUGUGAUAUAUUGGUUGACAAAAUUUCUGUAUAAUUCGGAAUGACAGGAAUCUGAAGAAUAUCUGAUGUUUUUGUUGUUA
This is a messenger RNA of Lolium rigidum, 2529 nucleotides long. RefSeq names its product F-box/LRR-repeat protein 3. The transcript has 7 exons. Gene Ontology annotation, biological process: SCF-dependent proteasomal ubiquitin-dependent protein catabolic process. NCBI's taxonomy places the organism in Eukaryota, Viridiplantae, Streptophyta, Magnoliopsida, Poales, Poaceae. Gene Ontology annotation, molecular function: protein binding. Gene Ontology annotation, cellular component: SCF ubiquitin ligase complex. Bases 276 to 2267 code for a protein of 663 amino acids. The record is from RefSeq and is a predicted model, not a curated record.